Messenger RNA from Parus major (Great Tit), 2243 nucleotides. RefSeq names its product achaete-scute family bHLH transcription factor 3 (gene ASCL3). Lineage: Eukaryota; Metazoa; Chordata; Aves; Passeriformes; Paridae. The transcript has 3 exons. The record is from RefSeq and is a predicted model, not a curated record. Bases 1364 to 1903 code for a protein of 179 amino acids. Gene Ontology annotation, molecular function: protein dimerization activity; DNA-binding transcription factor activity, RNA polymerase II-specific; RNA polymerase II transcription regulatory region sequence-specific DNA binding. Gene Ontology annotation, biological process: regulation of transcription by RNA polymerase II; developmental process.
AGAAUUCUUGUUUUAAAUUUAAAAAAAAAAAAAAGAAAAUUGCACAAGGAUUGACAGGUCAAGAAAAAUAAAUUCAGGCUUGGGUUCAGUUUUUGUGUUCAACAUCACCCCAGUGAAUAGGAAGUUGUUCAGCUGGAGGUGUUUGGUUACUGGUUGUGACACUGACGUACUUAGGGUCCACUAAAGAACAAGAAUGCAACCUGCUUGUGAAAAACAUGCCUUGAUUGUUGAAUCACCUGUUGAAUCCCUGUCUACAGUCCUGGGAGCUGUUCUGUGUUGUGGCUGCCUUCCCUGUGAGGCCUGAGGCUGGUUUGGGAAGGGGGAUGUUGGAUACAGCACUGUGGCCCCACACAGGGGCAGCAGAAAGUGAAGCUUCCUUUCCUGGAUGGAUGAGAGUCACAAGAAGCAGGACUGAAUGAAUGUACAUCUUUUGCAAGAAAAAGUAUUUCUGAUCCUACAGUGUCUUAGAGUUAUAAGCUACACUGUUUAGGUUUGGAUUCUUUUGGAUUUGGUUAUACUUUGAUUGGUAGAAGGGCCAAACCAUGAGAUAGUCUUAAGUAUCAAUCUUAUAAAAUGUGGGAAUUUUGAAGAUAGGUGUCCUAUUUUCUUGCACCUGUACAAAUGGACAGCUAUAUACUGAUGUAUGCAGCAUCUACGUACAUGUAUACAUUGCAUUAUAGACUCCAUACUGUUUAUCUUAAGCAAAACUUGUGUUGCUACUGUUGGCUCAUUCACCUUUUAUAUGAUGUUACACUCAACACUAAAAGAAUUUCCCAAAAUUACAGAUAUAAUGAUUAAAUUUAAAGGCAUUAAGCUGACUAAUAAUAUAUACCCUCACCUGUAGUGGAAAGAAAUCCAUCACAAAUUUCUAAAUAAAUGCUGUUUUUCUGUGUUUAAAAUGAAGCUGUGGAAAUUAGUUUGUUUAUGCCUUGAUGGAGAAUAUUUACCUAAAUUCCAUCCAAUUGUUAUAUGUAGACAUUAGAGUACCAAUAAAUGAAAAUACUGCUUUGUAUUUUCAUUACUGUACUGUAGUCUGCAACAGAAGGCAAACAGGAAGUGAACAAACCACAUUCCUGAUUACUUUUUCAGGUAAUCUGGAUGUGUUCAAUAGCAGUUUCAAAAUUUCUAGCCCUUAAUGCCAAGUUUUGUUGCCAUCAUAGCUGUGGUGUGGGUGGAAAAGCCCAACCAGAAAAGAGCAGAUCUAACUGUAAGCUACUUUGCAUGUUGUCAAUUGACUAUAAAUUGCAGCAGUCAUUGACUCAGUGGAACAAGCUACAUAAUUCAGAUAUUUUCAGGUAUUCAUCACUCUUAAGGCAGCACGUCUGAUUUCCUUGGAUUUUACUUUGAUCUGGAGAUUGGCUAAAUGCAGAACCUGAUGGAUGGCAAAAGCUACUGUAACCUCAUCUGUGCUGAGACUCAGCACAUACAGCUGGCAAGGCCUUUCUGUGCAGACCCCCUGGUCACGUUUCACAUGUACCCAGAAGCACCAAACCAGGUCCCUUUGUCCGAAGAGUUGUCGUUCCUUCCUUUCAUGUCGGAGCAUCUCAUCACGGAGACCUUCUACAGUGAGCCCUGCCCCUUUCCCUACCAAAUGCCCCAUUCCAGUCUCCACAAAAGUGAGUUCUCCUAUGGGUCAGCUUUCAUCAGGAAGAGGAAUGAGAGGGAAAGGCAGCGUGUGAAGUGUGUCAAUGAAGGCUACGCCAAGCUGAGGCACCACCUGCCCAAGGAAUACUUGGAGAAACGUCUCAGCAAAGUGGAGACGCUCCGGGCUGCUAUAAAAUACAUCAGGUACCUACAGUCUGUGCUGUGCACUGACUCUGUGGUGGCAGGAAAAGGUGUCACGGAGCCAAACCAAGCACCUAAAGCCACUAACAAACAAACCCAGUUUUUGAAGACGAUCUAAAGUGUUCCAGAGGCAGCCAAAGGUAUCCUGUCUGGGAAUGUAGUAGCCACUGUGUUAAUGACGUGUGUGUUCCUGGCACUUCUUGGGAGCAGAUUGUGGCACACGUCACUGUCAGCCCACACCAGAGCUGAAACGUUGCAGAUAGUAACUACACUUAGGUAUGAGAAAGGCAGCUGGGGAAAUCUCAGUUGAAUGACCUAAGUUAAUUCAUGAAAAUCAGAACGCAUUUCUAAAUUUGUCACCAAGCUAAAAAUGUAACACCUAUAUGUGUGAAGUAACUGUAUGUAUCAUCCCAACCUGCAUGCUUUAAAAUAAAAUCUUUCUACUUACGGGACUGAGA